Molecule: messenger RNA, 3309 nt
Organism: Contarinia nasturtii (swede midge)
Lineage: Eukaryota; Metazoa; Arthropoda; Insecta; Diptera; Cecidomyiidae
Gene: lft
Product: protein limb expression 1 homolog
Exons: 6
Coding region: 884-2230 (448 amino acids)
Biological process (GO): autophagosome maturation
Cellular component (GO): cytoplasm
Source: RefSeq, a predicted model, not a curated record
GUCGAAGUGAAACGGUUCAUUCGAAACACAUACUUUUAAUUUGGUGUGCGCGCAAAGAGACAAUUUCUUUGUAUUCUAUUUCGAUCGACGAUCUAUUUUUUAUAGUCAGUUUUUUUUUGUUCGUUGCAAUUUUUCUUAUUUUUCAUAUAACCCCGUGUUGCAAGCAAUAAAUAACGGGAGGGGUUGGUGAAGUAUUCCAGACAAUCAUUUAGCCCAACGGCAAAUCCAAUCGAUUUAUUGAAGACGCAAAUCGUGAAUUAACAACUGAUUCAACUGCCAAUACUAAGAAUAUAUCUUCAUCUAAUUUCUAGGCACUUGAAUGCAAGUUUGCCGCAACAGACGAUCAUGUGAAUGAAAUUCAAUCAAAUUGGUGUUAAAGAAAAAUCAAUGAAUGAACCGAACCGGUCGAAAUUGCCGUUUGAAUAUUGUUUUCCUGUCGUUAAUGAAGUUCGUAAUUAGUGUGUAGUGAGGUGUAUAUUUGUGUUUGUGUGUGUGCUGCAAGUGCGAAAUUCCGAUGAACCAGAGAACGUGUUCGGCAUCAAACAUAAUGAUUUAACAACUUAACUGAGAUCGAUGUUUUUAACGUUUUGCUAAAUUAUAAGGUUGUUUCAAGAAUCGAAGUGUGGUGCAUUUUAAAAUAAAAAAACGUAGAGAAAAGAACAUACACGUACAAAGCAAAAUCAGCAUCGAUCUAUCAAUCCCACAUAGUAUAUCUCUUUUUUCAUUCUUGUCGUGAUAUUGUAUUGAUUGAAAUCACGCGUCGAUUAGUUUGUUGAAACAUCCAAGCCAGGAGAUAGUUUUGCAAUUUUGUUUACACAUCGAGAUAGAUUUAAACGAAAAUUGAAAAGAAAUAUAUACAUACAUAACACAAAGAAAAGCGAAAAUGCAAAAAAUCCACACAAUUUCAUCGCCACCAGUUAUGAGUACAAGCAAUACAUCAACAACAAGUGAUCUGAUAGCAUCAGUUGUAGCCGGACAUAAGAUCAAUAAUAAAAAUCAUAAUAAUUCAAAUAAGAAAAUUAACAGCAAUAUCGGUGUGUCAAAUAAUAACAAUAUCAAUAGUAACAACAAUAAUAAUAACGAUCAUCAAUCGACCAACAUAAAUGAGAAUGGUACGCCAUUGAAAAUAGUAAAGCCGACACCAGCCAAACCGAAUGGAAAAAAUGCAUUAGCUGCCACAACAUCGACACCGUCAACAAAACCAAACGUAAGCAAUAUCAACAAUAACAGCAACAGCAAAAGCAACGCACCAGCCAAUGAUUCAACGUCUACCGCGGUCAAUUCGAAGAAUCUAAAUAAUAAAAUCAGUAAAAAUACUAGUAGUAAUAACAUACUGAUGGGUGCUGAUAUUGUUAAUCUAGCCAAUGUUCUGUCCACGCAAACUGCUGCAAUUGCACCCGAUGCACAGGCGAAACAAGUGUUAAAAGAAGCCGUCGAUGCGGUUGUAAAUAGUUUCGCUAAACACACUCAAGGCUAUGGUCGUGUUAACGUUGUCGAGGCCCUUCAAGAAUUCUGGCAAAUGAAACAAGCGCGUGGCGCUGAUUUGAAAAACGGUGCCAUUGUUAUCUACGAAUCAGUUCCAUCGAAUAGCCAACCUUACAUUUGUUACGUGACUUUGCCCGGAGGCAGUUGUUUUGGAAGUUUUCAGAAUUGUCCAACGAAAGCUGAAGCUAGACGGAGUUCAGCCAAGAUUGCCUUGAUGAAUUCGGUUUUCAAUGAACAUCCCUCACGGCGCAUUAGCGAUGAGUUCAUUGCCAAAGCCGUUCAAGAAGCACGAGCCUCUUUCAAAUCUGAAAAUAACGAAGACGAUGGCCCAGACACUGGAAUCGGCGCAUUUAGAUUCAUGUUGGAAGCGAAUAAAGGUCGUACAAUGCUUGAAUUUCAAGAGUUGAUGACAGUGUUUCAACUGUUACAUUGGAAUGGAUCGUUAAAGGCGAUGCGAGAACGCCAGUGUUCACGACAAGAGGUGGUAGCACAUUAUAGUAAUCGUACAUUGGACGAUGACAUGCGCUCUCAAAUGGCACUCGAUUGGAUUGCACGUGAACAGGAAAGUCCCGGUGUAUUGAGUCGUGAACUUGCAUUGGCCGAACGUGAAUUAGAAACGGCUCGUUUGGCCGGCAGAGAAUUGCGUUUCCCAAAAGAAAAGAAAGAUAUUCUACUUCUGGCACAUAAUCAAUCAUUGAUGGCACAUAAUCAAUUGGGCAGUACAAAUACGGUAUUAAAUAGCUAAAGCAAUUCAUUAGUGAAAACACACAAUCCGCAAUGGCAUUACUUGAAUCUCAUUCAAUUAGUUUAUCUAAGAUUUAUAGCAAGAGAAGAAAAAAAAACAAACUACACACAUUUCGAUUAGUUGAACAUUUACUUUCAUGACGGAAUUUUGAAUUUAUGAAUAAUUCUUCAACGUGUUUAUAGUAAUCAGGCCGAUAAUUGCAAAUGGAUUGAAAUCCAAUGUUUAAAUAUCGGAAUAAGCUUGUUGUAAAAGAGAAAUCCUCCUCAAAAAUGAAAGAUGCGAGAGAUGACAGUGUAUUUUAAGUAAGAAAUUUCGUAUAGGAAACCGGCAUGAAUGUAACAAUAUGAAGAACUCAUGCACAAAAAAACAGGAAUGCCAUCGAAUCGCAAAAUAAAUUGCACUUGUAUGUAGAAUUGAUGUUUUAUCACACAACUGUUUCGGCCGUAUAUAUUUUUAGGUUCAAAAUUUUUCAUGCGUUUCAGUCAUUUUCGAACUCUUGCCUUAUUUUAAUCAAAGUCGAAAUUAGCCAUUUUAAAUUUUAACAAAAACAUUUCUAUGCUAAACAAGAGAAAAUGUGAUCAUUUUUUUUUAAAUAUAUAAAAGGACGAAAUGCGAUGCGAUGUUUGACUUUAAGCAUUUAUUCAUAAUUUUAUUUGAUUUUUUCUUUCAUAGUUUAGGAAUUAAAAGAAAAUAUGCAUUCCAUUUAGGUGUUUAUUUUUUAAAAAACAAAACGCAACGAAUGAAUCGUUAGCACGAUUACAAAUGUUAAUACGAAUAUAGCGAAUUGUGAUUUUUUUGUAACUGAUGUCGAAUUCGAACAUUUUUUUUUUCAUUUUAAAUAUUUUGCUCGUUACUUGUUUGAUCGAUUUCGGUUGGCCGUGUUUCGAAUUAGCCAAUCACUUUUCAGUCUAAUUUAAAACAUUCAGAGCUCUUGUCGUAGCACUUAUAUAAAAAAAACUACAUGUAUUCAGUUAAAAUAAAAAGUUCAUCCAUGCAUUUGUAAUGUUAAUUAGUUGAACAAGUUGAGUGUAGUUGAAGAGAAAAGGAAAUAAACAUUUACACUUUAUCUUAUCAUAUGA